Molecule: messenger RNA, 150 nt
Organism: Loa loa (African eye worm)
Lineage: Eukaryota; Metazoa; Nematoda; Chromadorea; Rhabditida; Onchocercidae
Exons: 1
Source: RefSeq, a predicted model, not a curated record
GCUUUACGGCGUGGUAAAGUCGUUCAGGAGGAUAAAGAUUAUGCCAUUCAAUGCAUCGACAAGACCAACCAGCUGGCCUCUAAGGACAAUCGCGUCGACAAUCUUCUGCUCACUCUUGGUGACGGCACGCAUGUUAUUUUCAAGCUUUAA